UUUUUUUUUAUGUGGCCGUCAUCCCACGAUCCAUCCCGCCCGCGUCCCCAUCGCUCGAAGAACUCCGAUGAACAGAUAAGAUAAUUGGACUACUACUAGAUAGUAGUAUAACCCCAGAGUCCAAACAGAUCCCAUCGACCCCGCGGAAAAUAUCAUCCACCAGCUCACCAAAUUUCCUUCUUGUAUCAUCAUCUCCUUCCAAAUUUCCAAUCUGUUCUUUCGCUCCGGAACGCCGAAAAAUUUCCUCCCUUUUUUCAAACCCAACAGCCCCCAAUCCCAAUCAGGGUUCAGUCGGGGGCCGGCCGCAUAUAUAUAAUCGUGACUUUGGGGUGCGCAGGCACAUCAUUCUUCUCUCCUACCCCCACUACGGACCUUCUCCGUUGCUCGUUGGUCUUCGCCUUAUCCCCUGCUCGAGCGAGUGAGUUUUUGUUGCCGUCAUGGCGGAGGAGGUGGAGAGGGUGGCGCAGGAGCUGCGGGGAUGCUUCAGGUCGGGGCGGACGCGGCCGGCGGAGUGGCGGGCGGCGCAGCUCAAGGCGCUGGUGAGGAUGAUCGAGGACAAGGAGAACGACAUCAGCGACGCGCUCCACGCCGACCUCGCCAAGCCCCGCAUGGAGUCCUACCUCCACGAGAUAUCACUGGCGAAGGGGGCAUGCAUAUUUGCCUUGAAGGGGAUGAAGAAUUGGAUGAAGCCGGAGAAGGUACCUGCUGCCAUAACCACAUUCCCGUCCACUGCUACAAUUGUGCCAGAGCCCCUUGGUGUCGUGCUCAUCAUCUCGGCCUGGAACUACCCUUUCUUGCUGUCGAUUGACCCCGUAAUUGGAGCAAUCGCUGCUGGGAAUGCAGUUGUGCUGAAGCCAUCUGAAAUUGCACCGGCAACAUCAUCGUUAUUUGCUAAGCUGCUACCUGAGUAUGUUGAUAGCUCCUGUAUUAAAGUUGUGGAGGGAGGCGUUGAUGAAACAACUGCACUGUUGGCACAAAAAUGGGAUAAGAUCUUCUACACAGGAAAUGGACAUGUAGGCCGCAUAGUGAUGGCAGCAGCCGCAAAGCAUCUAACCCCAGUUGCUCUCGAGCUUGGUGGAAAAUGCCCUGUUAUUGUUGAUUCUAACGUCGAUCUUCACGUUGCUGUUAAGAGGAUUGCUGUUGGCAAAUGGGGCUGUAACAAUGGCCAGGCAUGCAUUGCUCCGGAUUACAUCAUAACAACGAAAACCUUUGUUACAGAGCUGGUUGACUCUUUGAAGAGAGUUUUGGAAAGGUUCUAUGGGGAGGACCCAUUACAAUCAGCAGACCUGUCUCGUAUUGUGAAUUCGAAACAUUUUCACAGAAUUGCAAAACUGAUAGAAGAUAAGAAAGUAGCCGAGAAGAUUGUGCUCGGGGGCCAGACAGACGAGAAGCAAUUAAAAAUAGCUCCUACUGUGUUGGUAGACGUUCCUCAUGAUACUGCACUUAUGACAGAGGAAAUAUUUGGCCCCUUGCUUCCAAUCGUGACGGUUGACAAGAUUGAAGAAAGCAUUGAGCACAUAAACGCCGGGACGAAGCCACUCGCAGCCUACCUCUUCAGUAGGAACAAGAAGCUGCAACAAGAGUUUAUCGCGAACGUCUCAUCCGGAGGAAUGCUCGUCAACGAUGUCGCGCUACACCUAGCGAACCCACAUUUGCCGUUUGGCGGCGUGGGCGACAGCGGGACAGGGUCGUACCACGGCAAGUUCACCUUCGACUGCUUCAGCCACAAGAAGGCGGUGCUGGUCCGUGGGUUCGGCGGCGAGGCGAAUGCCAGGUACCCGCCCUACACGCCGGAGAAGCAAAGGAUCCUGAGGGGCCUCAUAAAGGGCAGCUUUUUUGCGCUGAUCCUUGCACUCCUGGGGUUUCCAAGGGAGAAGAGGUAGCUGAGUUGAGGCCUCCCCAGCACAGCACAGCAUGACAGUGUCUGUUCAUGAUGGUCAUGGUUGUCUGGUGCACUGGAAAGCGGCAUCGGUACAUGCAUUUGGUAAACACAGGUGUACAAUACGGGAUUAUUUUCGGGUUUCUGGAUGUAAGUUAAUUUGAUUUUACAUGAAUAAGCAUGGUUUGCCAGUCUUCUUUUUUGAGAGAGAGUUUGCCAGUCAAUUUAGUGUGCAGAAUGGAGGUGAAGGUGUCCUGCUUGCAAGAAUUGUUCCUGAUGAUUCCUCA
This is a messenger RNA of Brachypodium distachyon (stiff brome), 2166 nucleotides long. Its product is annotated as aldehyde dehydrogenase family 3 member H1. Gene Ontology annotation, biological process: aldehyde metabolic process. Lineage: Eukaryota; Viridiplantae; Streptophyta; Magnoliopsida; Poales; Poaceae. The record is from RefSeq and is a predicted model, not a curated record. Gene Ontology annotation, cellular component: cytoplasm. The transcript is spliced from 10 exons. The coding region runs from base 438 to 1883 and encodes 481 amino acids. Gene Ontology annotation, molecular function: aldehyde dehydrogenase (NAD+) activity.